AUGAACAUGAAGCACAGCUGCUCCGGGGAGGACUUCCCCGAUGAAGCCCGCUACGUGCACCAUCUCAAGAUCGACGACUUCGCCGUCACCAAGGAUGCCCUCCGCCGGGACAACGAGGGUUAUUGCAUCAAGUCCAGGUGCAGCGUCGGUGGCCACGAGUGGGAGAUCCGUUUCUACCCUGCGCACUGGCACCUGAGCUACGCGUACUUGGUGGCGCUCGAGCUCGCCUUCCUCGGCGGCGGAGCACCCUCGCGCGGCGUGUCGGCGACCCUGACCGGCCGCCUUGUAGAAUACAUGGGCUGUAAUCUCCGGCCAUUAUCAGCGAUCCUGCCCUCGCAGAAAGUAUUCCAGGGUGCCUCGGAUUCCCCUCUUCUAUUAUACAUUGGAACCGGGGAAGCCAAAGAUGUUCAACCAGCAGGUUGGUUGAUUGUGGAAUGCACCAUCAGCGUGCUCAGAGACAAGGAAGCCGUCGGCACGCCGCCUGCCUCCGACCUGCACCGGCACCUCGGCGAGCUCCUGCGGAGCGAGGCCGGGGCGGACGUCACGUUCGCCGUGUCCGGCAAGUCCUUCGCCGCGCACAAGAACAUACUAGCAGCAAGGUCUCCUGUUUUCAAGGCCGAGUUCUUUGGAGAUAUGGAGGAGAAGACCUCCCAGCGUGUUGAAAUCAAGGACAUGGAACCAAUCGUUUUCGAGGCCCUGCUCCGGUUCAUCUACACCGACAUGGUGCCUGCUGAACUUGAUGAUAAUAAGCAGCCAGAGGCUACGGCGGCGGGAACCGUGAUGGCUCAGCAUCUGCUCGUCGCCGCCGACAGGUAUGGACUUGACAGGCUUAAGGUGAUCUGCGAGCAGAGGCUUGCUCUAGGUAUUGACAUCGAUACCGCAGCAUCGACAUUAGCGCUAGCAGAGCGGCACAACUGCUCAGGCCUCAAAGCUAAGUGUAUCGAGUUCAUAGCUGGAACUUCAGCUGAAAAUCUUGAUGCUGUCUUGGCGACAGAAGGGUACAGACAUCUGGAGGCGAGCAGCCCCUCGGUCCUGACUGAGCUUCUCAAGGUUGCCAAUCGACGAAAGAGUAGGUCGACAUAUUUUUAA
Setaria italica (foxtail millet) is the source of this 1089-nucleotide messenger RNA. RefSeq names its product BTB/POZ and MATH domain-containing protein 1. NCBI's taxonomy places the organism in Eukaryota, Viridiplantae, Streptophyta, Magnoliopsida, Poales, Poaceae. Gene Ontology annotation, biological process: protein ubiquitination. The transcript has a single exon. The coding region runs from base 1 to 1089 and encodes 362 amino acids. The record is from RefSeq and is a predicted model, not a curated record. Gene Ontology annotation, molecular function: protein binding.